Molecule: messenger RNA, 5785 nt
Organism: Pecten maximus
Lineage: Eukaryota; Metazoa; Mollusca; Bivalvia; Pectinida; Pectinidae
Product: transcription factor CP2-like
Exons: 19
Coding region: 210-1850 (546 amino acids)
Biological process (GO): regulation of transcription by RNA polymerase II
Cellular component (GO): nucleus
Molecular function (GO): DNA-binding transcription activator activity, RNA polymerase II-specific; RNA polymerase II cis-regulatory region sequence-specific DNA binding
Source: RefSeq, a predicted model, not a curated record
AGAUGUCGUAAAAUAGGCAAACCGAUUUCUGGCAGCAAAACAGCUUCAUAUUUUUGGGGGAGAUAUUUUGUUUAUGAAUAUAUGUGCUAUAUAUUUAAAGAAGAAAGAUACUGCAAUGGAAUAUGAACUAGAUAAGGUACAUAGAAUUAUCAGGAGAAAGAGAGCAGAUUUCUAAACAAAGCAGCUGUUGCUCAGCCGAUAUUGACCAGAUGUCUUUCAGCUGGUCAACAGUAGAACGAGACAGCCCUGGAACGCAGGGCGGUAAACGUACCAAAAUGUCACACCCUAUCACAAGCUGGGAUAUAAACGACUCGCUGGCCGCUGACUUUGAUGGCUCCCUCUCAGGUCUCGGUACAGAGUUAGGAACAGGAACCUACAACAUGAGUGAGGCGUUGCUGGCUCUGCCUGUUUUCAAGCAAGAGAAUCUCGACAAUGGAUUCCAGUACAUUCUUGGAGCCGCUACAUCUCCAGCCGUGAAGAUAAACGAAGAAACAUUAACUUAUCUAAAUCAGGGUCAAUCAUACGAGAUUAAGCUGAAGAAGCUAGGUGACUUGUCCGACAUGCAGGGAAAAUGUCUCCGGAGUGUGGUUAAAGUUUGUUUUCACGAACGAAGACUACAGUAUAUGGAGAAGGAACAGUUGGAGUCGUGGAAGCAGAUUCGGCCUGGAGAGCGAAUCAUGGAUAUAGAUAUUCCUCUAUCGUAUGGUCUUAUGGAAGUGAACCUGGACAGUAUUGAUGGCGGACACUCAGCGGGGGGUCUCAUGGACCCCUCGCAGAACACUGCCCGCCUGAACGGGGCUGAAGUUGUAUGGGACCCGACUAAGGAGGCCGGGGUUUAUAUCCGGGUCAACUGUAUCAGCACAGAGUUCACGGCCAAGAAACAUGGCGGGGAGAAGGGAGUGCCAUUCAGAGUUCAGGUGGAAACGUACGCUAAAGGGGAUGACAACAAACUGUUACACUGCGCAUCGUGUCAGGUCAAGGUGUUCAAGCCUAAAGGUGCUGACAGAAAACACAAGAGAGAUAGAGAAAAAAUGGAAAAAAUGUCUGAAAUAGAAAAAGAGAAGUUUCAGCCGUCCUACGAAUGUACUGUAUUGACAGAAGUUCCUGUGGAGCAAGUGUUAGCAAGCACAGCUACUAUAGGAGUGAAAUCUCCCUCUACAUUCUCAAGUCUGGCCCAGAGCUUUUCUGAACUCAGUGCUACAAGGUCGCCAUCAGUCACAGUCAUUGGUCAUUCUCCGUUGAGGACUGCUGGGCCGUCCUCUGUCACCUCCACACCUAACCACACUGGGGAUAACUCUGGGGAAGGUCUCGCUCUCAUCUCUCACAAUCGUAACUCUUCAGACAGCCCAAUCGACACAUCAUUAUCACCGGGGGCGCUCUCUGCUGAGGCAACAGCCAAUCAGGUUACUGCCUGGUUACAGGCCAAUAGAUUCUUCAACUACAGUCGUGUAUUCCAAAACUUUUCAGGGGCUGAUAUUUUACGACUGUCUCGGGAAGAUCUCAUUCAAAUUUGCGGGAUUGUUGAUGGAAUCCGGCUAAAUAAUGCACUACAAGACAAAGCUGUCCGACCAAGACUGACUAUAUUUGUAUGUCAAGAAAGCGACUCAGUGUACCAUGCCCUGUAUAUGGAGAGUCUCAGUAGUCAUGAGUUGACAUGCAAACUGGCAGCACUUUACAGCGUGGGGCCAGAACAGAUCGCAGAAUUGUACUGUCAGGGGCCAUCAGAAAUCUACAUCCUGGUAACAGACGAGGUCGUGGGGAAUCUGGUGGAUCAGUCAAGGUUUUGUGUGGAAGCCAUCAAGUCUGACACCUCCAAUCAGUACAAGGUUUUGCUGAAAACUAUUCCGUGAUGAUGUACAAGGAUUACUUAAGACCAUUGUUGGUUGUAAAAUGUGACAGUUUUACUGAAAAUCAUGACCUGAUGGCAUUCACUGGAAUUUUAAAGACAAUGUUCUGUUAUAGAAUGUCCCAGUUUUAACAUUCUUGAUGGCAUUUAUGGUGUUAUUAAAGACAACUCCUAUCAUAGAAUGUCCCAGUUUUACUGAAACAUUUUCUGAUGGUACUCCUGGUGUCAUUGAAUGUCCCAGUGUUACUAGAACAUUCUCCAGUGACGUUGGUGGUGUUGCUUCACAUCAUUGGUAUAUAUUGUACAGGGUGUACUGGACAGACAGUUGUUAAAUGUUGUGUGACAGAGAUGGAAGCUGUGUGAUUUAUUAUGUAUAUACUGAUUUGUUUUAAGUACGAGAGUAGUGGCAGCUACUUUGUCAUUGCGGAGAUACCCGUCGUCAUGUUAUUAAUCGUGAUACCUGUCACAGUAUCCAUUGUCUUGUGUCAUCAGUCAAGGUAUCGUAAGUCAAGGUGUCAUGUUAUACAGCAUGGUAUAGUAUGUCUCAUCCUGGUAUAUUUUGUUACCCUUCAGGAUAUCUUGUUACCCUUCAGGAUAUUUUGUUACCCUUCAGGGUGUCUUGUUACCCUUCAGAGUAUCUUGUUGCCCUUCAGGAUAUCUUGUUGCCCUUCAGGGUAUCUUGUUGCCCUUCAGGAUAUCUUGUUGCCCUUCAGAGUAUCUUGUUGCCCUUCAGGGUAUCUUGUUGCCCUUCAGGGUAUCUUGUUACCCUUCAGGGUAUCUUGUUGCCCUUCAGGGUAUCUUGUUGCCCUUCAGGAUAUCUUGUUACCCUUCAGGGUGUCUUGUUACCCUUCAGGGUAUCUUGUUGCCCUUCAGAGUAUCUUGUUACCCUUCAGGGUAUCUUGUUGCCCUUCAGGAUAUCUUGUUACCCUUCAGAGUAUCUUGUUACCCUUCAGGGUAUCUUGUUGCCCUUCAGGGUAUCUUGUUACCCUUCAGAGUAUCUUGUUACCCUUCAGGGUAUCUUGUUACCGUUUAGGAUAUCUUGUUACCCUUCAGGGUAUCUUGUUACCGUUUAGGAUAUCUUGUUACCCUUCAGAGUAUCUUGUUACCCUUCAGAGUAUCUUGUUACCCUUCAGGGUAUCUUGUUGCCCUUCAGGAUAUCUUGUUACCCUUCAGAGUAUCUUGUUACCCUUCAGGGUAUCUUGUUACCCUUCAGAGUAUCUUGUUACCUUUCAGGGUAUCUUGUUACCCUUCAGGGUAUCUUGUUGCCCUUCAGAGUAUCUUGUUACCCUUUAGGAUAUCUUGUUACCCUUCAGGGUAUCUUGUUACCCUUUAGGGUAUCUUGUUACCCUUCAGGGUGUCUUGUUACCCUUCAGGGUAUCUUGUUACCCUUCAGGGUAUCUUGUUACCCUUCAGGGUGUCUUGUUACCCUUCAGGGUAUCUUGUUACCCUUCAGAGUAUCUUGUUACCCUUCAGGGUGUCUUGUUACCCUUCAGGGUAUCUUGUGACCCUUCAGGAUAUCUUGUUACCCUUCAGAGUAUCUUGUUACCCUUCAGGGUGUCUUGUUACCCUUCAGGGUAUCUUGUUACCCUUCAGGGUGUCUUGUUACCCUUCAGGGUAUCUUGUUACCCUUCAGAGUAUCUUGUUACCCUUCAGGGUGUCUUGUUACCCUUCAGGGUGUCUUGUUACCCUUCAGGAUAUCUUGUUACCCUUCGGGGUAUCUUGUUACCCUUCGGGAUAUCUUGUUACCCUUCAGAGUAUCUUGUUACCCUUCAGGGUGUCUUGUUACCCUUCAGGGUAUCUUGUUACCCUUCAGGGUGUCUUGUUACCCUUCAGGGUAUCUUGUUACCCUUCAGAGUAUCUUGUUACCCUUCAGGGUGUCUUGUUACCCUUCAGGGUGUCUUGUUACCCUUCAGGAUAUCUUGUUACCCUUCGGGGUAUCUUGUUACCCUUCGGGAUAUCUUGUUACCCUUCAAGGUAUCUUGUUACCCUUCAGGGUAUCUUGUUACCCUUCGGGGUAUCUUGUUACCCUUCAGGAUAUCUUGUUACCCUUCAGGGUAUCUUGUUACCUUUUAGAGUAUCUUGUUACCCUUCAGGGUAUCUUGUUACCCUUUAGAGUAUCUUGUUACCCUUCAGAGUAUCUUGUUACCCUUCAGAGUAUCUUGUUACCCUUCAGGGUAUCUUGUUACCCUUCAGGGUGUCUUGUUACCCUUCAGGGUAUCUUGUUGCCCUUCAUAUUAUCUUAUGUUACCCGUUAUCUCAUUAAAAUUCAUGUAAUUAUUCCGAAGUUAUUCACUGUAACAGUGUAAUAAUGAUAUGUGCUGUAUGGUCCUUUUAGGACAAUUAACAAGGAGACAUUCAGGGCUUCACUUUGUUAGGACUUUGUGACAAUGUAUAUUGAAUGUCAAGCUGUUGGUGAAACAGACUGUUGUUGUAGACAGGUAGCUCUCAGGUCCAGAUUUCAGUAAAGUCCUGUCAUUUGUAAAUUUUGUUUUCUGUUCUUUAGUUACCUGUUACUAAGAUGCACCCCUAGCUGUACCUAUAAGCAAGCAAGAGUAGAUUGGAGGAUGACAAUAUAAUGUCCAGAGAUAAUCUCACAUUAGAUUUUUCUGUUGUAAUUUUGUUUAUGUGGUGAAUGCUGACACCUUAUAUUUGAUUCAGCUCAAUUAUUAACUAUUUCAGAUGACCAUUUUCAUGUUAAACCUCUCUAUGAUUUUGUUUAUCACCAUAAAACAAGAUAAAGUUCAUAAUUCCUUAUGGAUUUAUCUUUAUUUAUUUCCAGUUAAAUCUGCUGAGUUAUGGCUACAAUUCAUAUUAAAGUUAAGUAUACGAUAAUAUAAAAUGUGAACCAACCCUGCAUGCACAGAGUUAAGUGAAUGACCUUGACCUACUCUCAAGAUCUCGGGGUUCAAAUCUUUAAACAACUUCUUCUCCAUAACUAAGAGACCCUGAGGGUCAUAAUAUUGGGCCAGUAGCAUGCCGGGAUGAAGGGCUGCCAGUUUGUUCAAAUGAAUGUCCUUGACCUACAUUCAAGGCUACAGGAUGUGUUAAAUGUUUGUUUAAAAGCAAAACAUCAUCUAUCAGUGUACAGAUAGAGAACCGUUAAGGCCCCUAGGCCUCUUGUUGUCCCAAGUUGACUGUUAGUGGGGAGAUGUGAUUUUACCCAGCCUUUUUCUUUUCCUUCACAGCAGCAACCAGUAUAUUUGAUAGACUAUGGGGUUCUGAUGCAUGGCUUUGAUAAUCAGUCGGCCAUUGUUCAAAAAAAAAAGUUUGCACAUGCAUGCAGGACAUAUUUGAUGCAGCUCAUUUACAUAUAGAGUGGAACUGCGGUAUUGAUUCUCACAUUAUUUCAUCAUUAAGGUAUAUAUUCUAUCAUUUAACAUAUUUUUGUUAUUUUGUCAUAAUUCAUACGUUAAAAAAAAAACAUGGAGAGGCUUUAAAUGAUAUGUACUGUACAAGUGAAAAUGUUUAUUCUUGCAGAUUUUUGUUUUUGUUGGGAAAAUCUUCUCUUUUUUGUUGGAAAAUGUCUGUAAUACAAAGAGGAUAUGUAGGGCUUUUCCAGUAAAAUAUCUUUACAAAUAAAAAUUUAAUUGAUACAGUACAAAUUUAAAGUAAUCAUGUAAUAAGCUGCAUUUUCUCCAGCUCCUGACAGGCAUAGAAUUUCUUUAUUUAUGGAGUCCUCUUGUAUCGUAUACAUUUUACUGGAAUAGCCCCCAACUGUUCCCCUUGUAUCCUAUACAUUUUACUGGAAUAGCCCCCAACUGUUCCCCUUGUAUCCUAUACAUUUUACUGGAAUAGCCCCCAACUGUUCCCCUUGUAUCCUAUACAUUUUACUGGAAUAGCCCCCAACUGUUCCCCUCGAAUAUGAUAUAUACUCUAUGAGUAUGGAAUAUUCUGUCCUAAGAGUGACAUGUCUAUUUUGAAUAUAAAUGAUUAAUUUUC